GAGCGGUGGCAUUCGGACGCCGGUGGCGACGUCCUCGGUUGCCUGUGUCGCGCUCCACAACAUCACGGCAACAUGAAUACCUCCGAACGAGAGACGGUUCUCCGCAACUGCACGCCGCCAGCUAUCGACGACUUCCCCGCGGGCGUGUUCACGGAGCUCCAACGACAACAUGGCGCCAUAGUGCUGCACGCGCUGAUCUCCCUCUAUCUCUUCAUAGCCCUUGCCGUCGUCUGUGACAAGUUCUUCGUGCCCGCCGUCGAUAGGAUAUGUCAUGCAUUGAACAUGACAAACGACGUAGCAGGCGCUACCUUCAUGGCCGCCGCCACGUCAGCCCCGGAGCUGUUCGUGAACGUAAUCGGGACCUUCAUCACCGAAGGAGAUAUCGGGGUCGGCACCAUAGUGGGCUCAGCCGUCUUCAACAUCCUCGCCGUCGCGGCUUGUUGCGGCAUCGGCGCUGGGAUGGUGGUACCCCUGGAUUGGUGGCCUUUGACCAGGGACUGUCUAGCGUACGGAAUCACGGUCUCGAUACUUAUUUGCAUUAUGCACGAUGAAUACGUGCAGUGGUAUGAAGCAUUUUUGUUGGUCCUUCUUUACGGAGUUUACAUUUGCAUCAUGUAUUAUGACAAAUCUAUUCAAAAUUUUGCAAGAGGUAGUUGGAAGUGGUUUCAUAACAUGUUCAAUAAAACAAAUGAAAAAAAUUCCGAUAAUGACGUCAAAGAUGUGAAAUGUAUUUCUACUGGCGGAAAGAAUGAAUCACUACCAGAUCACCACCAACAUAACGGCAAUCUUAAGAUUCCCAUGACUCCACAUUCAGCGAUCACUGAAAAAGACACAGAUUUAGUGUUUCCGCAUAUUGACAAAUUAGUUAUAGCUACUAGUGAAGACUCUAGUAAAAAUAUUGAAGAUACUGACUCCAAAACUAUCGACAUGGAAAUUGUAACACCGGAGGAAAUUGCUGACAAUGCCAAUACUGAAGAGGCUGAUAAAGAAACUGUUGAUGAGUAUGAACAUUCACUAUGGAAAUGGCCAUCCGGGCGAAGUUGUUUGACUAAGACAACUUGGAUAGUAACAUGGCCUAUACAUCUGGUAUUUUUAUUCACAAUACCGGAUUGUGAAAAGCCGCGAUUUAAAAAUUGGUUUCCGCUUACUUUCAUCAUGUGCAUCGUCUGGAUAGGAUCUCUUUCUUAUGUUGUAGCAUGGAUGAUUACUAUAAUUGGUGAUACGUUAAUGAUACCAGAUUCUGUAAUGGGUAUAACUUUCUUGGCUGCUGGCACCUCAGUACCCGAAGCAGUUUCAAGCGUGAUUGUUGCGAAACAAGGGCACGGUUCAAUGGGCAUCAGUAAUUCUAUUGGAUCCAACACUUUUGACAUACUUCUGUGUCUGGGUCUGCCCUGGCUGAUCAAGGCGUCGCUGACACCUGCGGAACCGGGCCACUACUGGGUGAAGAUAAAUUCCAUGGGUUUGGAGUACUCCGCAAUAUCCCUGCUUUCGACCCUGCUGUUGUUGUACUUGACGUUUUGGUUCAAUAAGUUCAAACUGGACGCAGCGGUGGGUCGCGCUUGCCUGGCGAUGUACGCCAUGUUUCUGGUGCUGGCAACGCUUAUAGAACUCAACGUGUUCUUCCCAGUGAACAUGCGCACGUGCAAGAGAACGGAACUCAAAUCUUAGACCAGUGGUUGGACUUGUAAGACAUGAACUGUGUAACCGGCGAGCCGUGGUACCACCACGUGUGUUACUAAUAGAUAAGUGGGUUUGAGCUAUUCGACCAAUUAUCUUUUACGUACUUUUUUGUAUGACUGUUUGUCUUUCAAAGUGUCCGAUACAACUAUAUUCCAUAGAAUCAACAAAUUCAGGAAUUUAUAAUUUAAGAAAACGUGGAAUAAGAUCUAUGUAGAUUAUUACUUUAGUUAAUGUGACAAUUAAACUCGAUUGAUCACAUUUCUUAAAAUCAUAUUUUACUUUUUUAUUGUUAAGAUUUAUUGAUUAUUUUAAAUUAGUAUUUCAGUAUUAAAACAAACGUAAGUUUUAAAAUAUUCUCACCAAAGAUAUCUACUAUUUUUAUAAUUUUACACAUUUGGAAUUCUCUAAAUA
Messenger RNA from Amyelois transitella, 2091 nucleotides. It is a transcript of the gene zyd, whose product is annotated as sodium/potassium/calcium exchanger 5. Gene Ontology annotation, biological process: calcium ion transmembrane transport; intracellular calcium ion homeostasis. The record is from RefSeq and is a predicted model, not a curated record. Lineage: Eukaryota; Metazoa; Arthropoda; Insecta; Lepidoptera; Pyralidae. Gene Ontology annotation, cellular component: membrane. Gene Ontology annotation, molecular function: calcium, potassium:sodium antiporter activity; calcium channel activity. The coding region runs from base 73 to 1668 and encodes 531 amino acids. The transcript has 10 exons.